AUGAUCAAAGCUGGUAAAACAUUAAACGUAUUUUUUCCUAAUAUGAUACACAUUUCAUGUCUUACUCACAUGAUCCAGCGUCUAGCAGAAAAAGUUAGAGAAAUGUACCCCAAUGUAAAUACUUUGGUUAGUAAUUUAAAAAAAGUAUUUCUUAAAGCACUUCAGAGAGUAGAUGUAUACAAAGAAAUAAUGCCCAGUGUGCCUUUGCCGCCAGAACCAGUGUUAACCAGAUGGGGGACAUGGAUUAAAGCAGCUAAUUUUUGUGCAGACCAUUUUGAUAAUCUCAAAAUAAUUUUACAGAAAUUAGAAGAUAAAAAUGUUUUUGCACCGAUAACUUCGGUGGAUGUAGAAAGGUCUUUUAGUACGUAUAAGUCAAUUCUAACUGAAAAAAGAACUUCCAUGACAUCAGAAAAUAUAGAAAAAUAUAUUAUUGUUCACUGUUUUAAAAAUUAUUAA
This is a messenger RNA of Macrosiphum euphorbiae (potato aphid), 456 nucleotides long. Lineage: Eukaryota; Metazoa; Arthropoda; Insecta; Hemiptera; Aphididae. The record is from the annotation of a GenBank genome assembly.